Aspergillus puulaauensis is the source of this 1071-nucleotide messenger RNA. RefSeq names its product zinc-dependent alcohol dehydrogenase family protein. NCBI's taxonomy places the organism in Eukaryota, Fungi, Ascomycota, Eurotiomycetes, Eurotiales, Aspergillaceae. Gene Ontology annotation, molecular function: oxidoreductase activity. The record is from RefSeq and is a predicted model, not a curated record. The transcript is spliced from 2 exons. The coding region runs from base 1 to 1071 and encodes 356 amino acids.
AUGGCCAGACAAUGGAUCUUAACGGGACAAGAAGGCUUCGAGACCUCACUCGAAUACCAACAAGGUCUCACCAUCCCGUCACCCCAAGACCUCGGCCCGAAAGACGUGCUCGUCAAGCUCCACGCCGCCAGCCUCAACUACCGAGAACUGGUAAUUGCCGGACCGAAGGGCAUAAACGGCCCCAUCACCCCGCCCCGAGUUCCAGGCUGCGACGGCGCUGGCACAGUGGAAGCCGUGGGCAGCUCAGUCCACGAGUUUCAGAAAGGCGACCACGUGGUGACACACGUAGCGUCCCCAUUCAACUCCACGCACGGCGACGACGCACUCCCUGGGAUUGAAGCUGCCGUUGAAUGUCUGGGCCAGGGCUCCGACGGGACCCUGCGGUCUUGGGCCGUGUUCCCUGAAGCGGGUCUUGUGCGGGCGCCCAAGUCGAUUGGGUGGUUAGCUGCGGCCACGCUGCCUUGUACGUGGAUUACGGCGUGGAAUGCGCUCUUUGGACUCAAGGGGAGGGAAGUCGGUCCGGGGUCUUGGGUGCUUGUUCAGGGGACUGGUGGUGUGAGUAUUGCCGCGUUGCAGAUUGCCGUUGCUGCUGGGGCGAAGGUCGUUGCGACGACGUCGAGUGAGGAGAAGGCGGUGCGGCUUAGAGCGCUUGGUGCGGCUGGUGUAGUGAAUUACCGGACCAACGCGGAGGGAUGGGGGAAGGAAGCGAGAGGGCUGACUCCGGAUGGAAGAGGGUUUGAUUUCGUCGUCGACGUCGCUGGCAAUGAGACGUUUCCGCACUCUUUGGCUGCUAUCAGGGUGGAUGGGAUCAUCCUUGUGGUAGGGCAUGUUGGGGAUGGCGCUGCCGAGGUGGUGCCUCUGUUUGCUGCUUUUAUGCACACCUGCAUCGUGCGUGCUAUACUGGCUGGUACUCGGAACCAGGCCAAGGAGAUGGUGCGCUGGAUUGACGAGAAGGGGAUUGUGCCGGUGGUGGACGAUGUGGUCUUCGAGCUUUCAGAGGCAAAGGAUGCGUAUAGGCGGUUGAAGGAGAAGAAGCAUUUUUCAAAGGUUGUUAUUCGUAUUGACCAUUAG